CGUUUGUGGAACUCAAAUUAAAAAUAUGUGAUCAUGAGCAGUCUCCAAAGACCUCUUAUUUUCUGGUCCGCGUGCUCAAAUAGAGUGGGGCCACUCCAACAGCAUUUCACUUUACAAGCAACAUAUUCUCAAAGCGAACAGACUAGGCGUCUUCUCUGAUGUAAAGGUUCCACCACGGUUCCAUUGAUGAUCUGCUGCCCAGCUCACAUUUUUCUUAAUGAUCUUUUUAACAGCUUGGAAGUAACAGUGGGCGUCGGUCGCACUGUGCGUCUACGCUGAGAUGUGACUUUGGAGGAGGCUGGAGGGGCUUUGGCGGGUGUCGCUUGCAGUACCACGGACAGCGGCGCAGCCAGACGCGCCUUUUUCUCUCUCAAAUCGGCCCCCUUCCUUCUCUCUUUCCACCUUUUUCCUUCACUUGCACGUCCGGGAGCGCUCCGGAGGAUGUGCGCCGGCUCAGCGCUUCUCGUCCAUCCCGCUGGAAGCUCGCACAGGCUGUAAUCUACGAAAGAGCAGGAGAGGAGGACGCGCAAGAGGAUCCCGCCGAUGCUUUCAAUGGCCUCUGUCAGAAUGAAAACACUGGUGCUGUGAGAUCUGCCGCUGCUGCGUCUCACUGUGUUAUUCUCCAGAGACGGCAACAUCUAAAGCUGAUCUCACGCUGCCCAAAAAAGCAGAGUCAGGUCUUUGCUCUGCCCAGGGAUAUGUCAUUGGGGAACUCCCCAGUGUUGGGGGUGCACCCUGUGCCCCGACCCCUCUGGCUGUCCCAUGUCCUUUUCCUGGUCAUAUGUGUAACUCUCUUUGCCAAGGCUCCCCAAGGUUUGCCUGUGGUCGGUUAUAACACGGACUCCAAAAAGGAGAUCACGCUGGAAGGAGAUUUGAUGAUUGGCGGUCUCUUUCCCGUGCACCAGAAAGGCGAGGCCGCAGAAGAUUGCGGUAAGAUCAACGCUCAACGAGGAAUCCAGCGACUAGAGGCCAUGCUGCUUGCUCUGGAUGAAAUCAACAGGGAUGAGCGCAUUUUGCCGGGAAUUCGUUUAGGAGCUCAUAUACUGGACACGUGCUCCAAGGACACUUACGCUCUUGAGCAGUCCCUCGAAUUUGUCAGGGCUUCACUCACUAAAGUAGAUGACAGUGAGUACACGUGCCCCGAUGGAUCCUAUGCCAUCCAUGAUGAAGUCCCAUUGGCCAUCUCUGGAGUUAUAGGAGGAUCUUACAGUGAUGUUUCUAUUCAGGUGGCCAACUUGUUGCGACUCUUUCAGAUUCCUCAAAUCAGUUAUGCCUCAACCAGUGCAAAACUCAGCGACAAAACUCGCUAUGACUACUUUGCCCGCACUGUACCCCCUGAUUUCUUCCAGGCCAAGGCUAUGGCUGAAAUUCUACGUUACUUCAACUGGACGUACGUAUCAACAGUGGCAUCCGAGGGUGAUUACGGCGAGACCGGUAUUGAUGCCUUUCAGCAGGAGGCCCGAGCACGCCACAUCUGCAUCGCCACUUCAGCCAAGGUGAGCCGUUCCAUGAGUCGGUGGAGCUAUGAGAACGUGAUCCGCUCUCUGCAGCAGAAGUCCAAUGCCAAGGUGGUCAUCCUAUUUACUCGGAGCGAAGAUGCCCGUGAGCUUCUGGUAGCGGCCAACCGCAUGAACGUCACUUUCACUUGGGUUGCCAGCGACGGUUGGGGAGCGCAAGAGAGUGUGGUGAGGGGGAGUGAAGCUGUUGCAGAUGGCGCAUUCACUAUUGAACUUGCCUCCUAUCAGAUCCCCCAGUUCAAUGACUACUUCACGGCUCUCCAUCCGUACAACAAUACCAGGAAUCCUUGGUUUAGAGAGUUCUGGGAGAACCAGUUCCAGUGUAGCCUCCAUGAUUUAAGUUGCGGGAAGCAUUCUCUACGACAGGUUCCCUUUCAACCUGAAUCCAAAAUUAUGUUUGUGGUAAAUGCAGUUUAUGCAAUGGCCACUGCCUUACACAACAUGAGGCAGGCCUUGUGCCCAAACUCCACCAAGGUCUGUGAUGCUCUCAAACCCGGAAAUGGCAGGAAGUUUUACAGGGACUAUAUUCUCAAGACCAAGCUUGAGGCACCAUUUCGUCCACCAGAAACAGAUAACAUUGUCCGCUUUGACGCCUUUGGAGACAGCUUCGGCCGCUAUAACAUUUUCCACUAUCACAAAGAGGGUGAACGCUACAUCUAUCGCAAGGUUGGAUAUUGGGCUCAGAGCCUAAUCCUGAACACCAGCCUCAUCCCUUGGGCUGGCGCACCCACAUCUCAAUGUAGUGACCCCUGCAGGAAGAAUGAGGUGAAAAGUAUGCAACCUGGAGAUGUGUGCUGCUGGAUCUGCAUCCCAUGUCAGUCUUACCAGUACUUGCAAGAUGAGUUUACGUGCGCUGACUGCAGCUUUGGACAGUGGCCUUUAACGAAUCUGACAGGUUGCUAUGACCUACCUGAGGAGUACAUCCGUUGGGAAGAUGCCUGGGCCAUUGGACCUGUCACCAUUUCCUGUCUAGGGAUGAUGUGCACUCUAUUCGUCAUUGGCCUCUUCCUCAAACACAACGAGACACCCGUGGUGAAAGCCAGUGGACGUGAGCUCUCCUACAUUCUACUUCUGGGAGUGCUGAUGUGCUAUACAAUGACUUUCAUCUACAUCGCCAAACCCUCCACGGCAGUUUGUACACUACGCCGCCUGGGCUUAGGUACCUCCUUUGCCGUGUGCUACUCUGCCCUCCUGACUAAGACCAAUCGCAUUGCUCGGAUCUUCAACGGGGUUAAAGGUGGUGCCCAACGACCUCGAUUUAUCAGCCCGGCCUCACAGGUUGCCAUCUGUGGGGGUCUGAUCUCUUGCCAGCUGGUCGUGGUGGUGAUCUGGCUGAUUUUAGAAGCUCCUGGGGUGAGAAAAGAAGUGAGCCCAGAGAAGAGAGAUGUAGUCACCCUCAAGUGUAACAGCAAAGACUCCAGCAUGCUCAUGUCUCUCACCUAUAACUGCAUCCUCAUCAUCCUCUGCACGGUUUACGCCUUCAAGACCCGCAAGUGCCCAGAAAACUUCAAUGAAGCCAAGUUUAUUGGGUUCACCAUGUACACAACCUGCAUCAUCUGGCUGGCUUUUCAGCCUAUUUUCUAUGUGACGGCCAGUGACUACAGGGUGCAGACCACUACAAUGUGUAUCUCAGUCAGUCUAAGCGGGUCGGUUGUCCUGGGCUGCCUCUUUGCUCCAAAAGUCCACAUCAUUCUGUUCCAGCCACAGAAGAAUGUAAGCACUCUCAGAGUGGCUACCACCCGCUUCAGCGUCACCACUGGUCCAGGCUCAAGUUUUUCUCAAGCAUCAGCCUCCAACGUUGUUCCAACGGUGUGUAACGGGCGAGAGGUGGUGGACUCCACAACAUCUUCUUUGUGAAGAUCAGCUGAGUAGCUCUACCAAGUGUUGUCAAUACAAUUAUAUAACCACUAGUCCUCAAUCAGGUGUCUGCGAUAUUAAAGAGGACCAUUGUCCUGACUUUGUUGUCCUCAAAGUGCUGUGAGUACAAUGUCCCAAUUAUUUUCUUCUGUUCUUUGAUUCAAAGCAAUUGCAAAGUUUAAUAAUGCUAAUAAAAGGUUAUUACAGAGUAUUGCCCUCGUUUUUACGGAAACAAUGAUAGUGAAUCUGUUAAAUGUAUUAUAUACAGGAUGUUUUUUCAUGUAGAUUUUGGUGAAAAGUUUGUGCUUUCUUGUAAUUUAUGUAAAUAAAAAUGUGUUUUUUAUUCAGACCAGAGUUCACUUGACUUCUUUGGCUUUUUUCUCAAGACCUCUAUAAAAUAAAUACCUUCCAAUAUAUGAAAUAUAGGAAUUGGUAAUGUUGAAUUUGAUAAAUACAUCUGUGUCAUCCUUAUUCCACAAAAGUGAUAUUAACCAGAAUAAAAUCAAUGUUUUUACAAGCACAUACUGUACAAUGUGUUGUCUUAAAAAAAAAAGUUCCUCAAAUGGAGUGUAUAGAUUUCUUUAUUAUCCAGUGUCAUAAUCUGACUAAUUAUCGUAAAUUAUGGACUAUACAACAUUACUUUUUACUCCCACUUUAAACCCAACGGUUUAUAGUCCAGUGUGUCUAGUUCAUGUAUUUUUACAGGCUAAUAAGAUGCAUCUCUUUCAGUAUAAAUAUCCCAUAAUGCAAUGUAAACGCCUGAAUUUUAUAGUCCAGUGUGGCUAAUAUAUGACAGAUUACGGUACUGAUCCGAUCACCUUGACUAUUGUUGGAAAUCUUAAUAUUUUUGGCUAUCACAAUAAUUAAGUACAAUAUUUUUUCUACCAAAAUAUUCUAAUUGAAUAGAGAUUCUGCCAGUCAACAAGCUUCGACCCAAUGAUAAUACUUUGACACUAGUAUGCCUAUGUUACGUAAAUUCAGCUGAGGGAUGUGUUUGUUUGAUACGGAUCAGCUUCCUUCUUCUACUGAGACAGUGUUAUUAAGAAAAUGUAUUACCAUACUCUACUUUGGUAUCCAAAAAAAACUGCAGCAUGGAGUCAAUGCUGAGAAACAGCAAUAUGCCAGUAGAAUUUUAACACUGCCAUCUUGUGUUCAAAAUUUUAAAUAUGUUGUAAUUGUACACAUGAGGGAUUUGCUUUAUUGAGCAUAUUGCAUCUGCCACACAUUUGUUACUACCUAGAAUUACCCCCCCAUUAAAUGUAAACUCCGGACUGACUAUGACAACACACAGGGUACACUUGGAGAGAUUAUAUCAGUCAGACGUUUUAGUAUUAUUUAUGACUGACAGCAAAGUAUAU
Molecule: messenger RNA, 4732 nt
Organism: Corythoichthys intestinalis (scribbled pipefish)
Lineage: Eukaryota; Metazoa; Chordata; Actinopteri; Syngnathiformes; Syngnathidae
Gene: grm2a
Product: glutamate receptor, metabotropic 2a
Exons: 7
Coding region: 699-3374 (891 amino acids)
Biological process (GO): regulation of synaptic transmission, glutamatergic; G protein-coupled glutamate receptor signaling pathway
Cellular component (GO): plasma membrane
Molecular function (GO): group II metabotropic glutamate receptor activity
Source: RefSeq, a predicted model, not a curated record